GGAAGCCCGUCCCAUUCACUGCAUAUCCAUGCUGGAGGAGGAGGAGAAGGCGUGUAGCCCUUUUGUUACCUGUAUUAGAGUACCUGGCUGUUUCAAGUUAGUAACAUGGACUGCGUUUAAGAUGUCUUCAGAGAGUAGAGCUUGACUCAAAACAAAAUCCAAAGGAUUGGCAAGGCACUGCAGUAAGUGCAACUAGUUUUUUUCUACCUGCAUGGCGCAGCAAAUGGGAAUCGUUAAUUAGGCUCUACCGUGAAAGUAAGGACGAAUAGGAGGCACUUCCUCCAAGAACUCAUUCACCUUUCAAGUCCGACCCUCUCUCAAGUUUCAUUUUGGAGUUCUUAGCCACCUUUCAGGUCGUCAGCAUCUCACCUGUACUGCUGGACCAUGGAUUUCACACGGUCGAAGAUUUCAAAGGCGCUUCAGUUUCAUAUCGCGGAAAAUAUGCGGUAUACGUGCAUCUGGAAGGGUUAGGAAACCUGCCAAUGUGAAAGGAAAGCGUGACCACUUUAUGUUACAGUGCAUGGCCUCCGGAAAAAGUGGUAACGAUCAUGCACAAACCCCUCCGAAAGCGGAGUCUCUACGUGUUCCUGUGUUUUGGCAUCAUAUACCUCAGACUUGGGGCCCUGUCCUCGGUGGUGGCGCUGGGUGCCAACAUCAUCUGCAACAAGAUUCCCGGGCUGGCACCUCGCCAGCGGGCCAUCUGCCAGAGCCGCCCGGACGCCAUCAUUGUUGUGGGCGAAGGUGCCCAGAUGGGCAUCAAUGAGUGUCAGUACCAGUUCCGAUAUGGACGCUGGAACUGUUCGGCGCUGGGAGAAAGGACAGUUUUCGGUCAGGAGCUGCGAGUAGGCAGUCGAGAAGCAGCGUUCACCUACGCCAUCACAGCUGCAGGGGUGGCCCAUGCCAUCACUGCAGCGUGCAGCCAGGGCAACCUGAGCCAGUGUGGCUGCGACCGGGAGAAGCAGGGCUAUUACAAUCAGGAGGAAGGAUGGAAGUGGGGAGGCUGCUCGGCUGACAUCAAGUAUGGAAUUGAGUUCUCUCGCCGCUUCGUGGAUGCCCGCGAGAUUAAAAAGACCCCACGCCGCCUGAUGAACUUGCAUAACAAUGAGGCAGGGAGAAAGGUACUAGAAGAAAGGAUGAAGCUAGAGUGCAAGUGCCACGGCGUCUCAGGCUCCUGUACCACCAAGACCUGUUGGACUACACUCCCCAAAUUCCGAGAGAUUGGCUACGUACUCAAGGACAAGUACAACGAAGCUGUGCACGUGGAGGUAGUCCGGGCUAGCCGACUGCGCCAGCCCACCCACCUCAAGGUGAAGCAGACUCAGGGCUACCGCAAGCCCAUGGAGACAGACCUCGUCUACAUCGAGAGGUCGCCCAACUACUGCGAGGAGGACGCAGCCACGGGGAGCGUGGGCACCCAGGGACGCCUGUGCAACCGCACCUCGCCACAUACAGACGGCUGCGACCUUAUGUGCUGCGGGCGGGGCUACAAUACACACCAGUACACCAAAGUGUGGCAGUGCAAUUGUAAGUUCCAAUGGUGCUGCUUUGUCAAGUGCAACACGUGCAGUGAGAGGACGGAGGUGUUUACCUGCAAAUAAGGACGCAAGGAACUCAGUGCCAGGAAGUGAGGCGCCAAGGACUAACUGAAUGAGGAAGACUCAAGCGAGAUAAAAGUGUGACAUGGACCAGUGAGAGAUUUUGAAAUAAAGGAAUGGAAUUUACACUAUCAGCUCUUCAUGGCAUCGUUUUGCACAGCAGAAUCUAUCUAUCUAUUUCUUUUCAGAAAGUAAAUGCUAAAUAUCAGUAGGUAAUACCCCAGAACUUUUCUGUCACAUAGAGGUUGUGCUCAUGUACUGAUGUAUCCGCAGUGAAGAUGGGACUACAGGUAAUGAAUGAGGUCCUUGUGGAAACUGUGCUUUGCACUCUGGGAUUUGUAAUUGUUAAAUUCACAAGAGACUCGUGCGUGGAGAGGAACCACAGUAACCUGGGAGUUGAUCAAAAUGACAGCAGCUGCGGUGACUGGGAGAGAUUUGUCAAGUCUUUGAUUGAAAACUUUUAAGGGUUUUGUCGUAUUUUCACUAAAGGGGAGAAAAAGUGAAUCUUGACAUGAAUAACCCCCCAAAUUGGCUGGGGUUUAUGUUGGAGGUUUGUAGAAAUGAAGAACAUUUUGUAAGUAUGGUGCGUUGGGGUGCGCCAAAUUCUGAGUGGAGAACUCUGUUAAACCCUCUGCUGCCAACUGGAAUAUGGUGGAGUAUGUUAGUUUUCCAGUCACACUGGAACUGUCUGUUCUGAACACUGAAAAUAAAUUGUUUAUUUAUGUUAUAGUAUCUUAAAACGAAGCACUAACGGGUAGAGAUGUCUUUUUUUGUACUAAGUGUAAAGAAAAAUACUUUUUAGAAACUCUGACUGAAAAUGUGUGUCUAUUAGAAAAUUACCCCCCAAUCCCUAAAACACCUCAUUGAGAAAAAAACAUCAUCAUUACAGUGUGUUUCACAUUCAAACACCUUGGUUCUAUUUUACUGUAGCAUACUGUAGUUUGUUUGUAGUCUUUUUCCCCAAGCAGUAACAUAUAUUUGGAUGCUUUUGCAAUUUCAAUUAAUAUACAGUUAGUAAGAAAACUAAUUUACCUGCAGAGAUUCUUCCUCAAUUCAUUAAACGUGACGCUGAUAUUUUGCUGGAUGUGUUGUCGAGUGCUGCACUGAUAUUUGCUAUUCAGAUACGACUCAUGAGAACUAAAUAAACUCCUAUUUGACUCAGUUUGGCAGUUCAUUGCUAAAAUAUGAGUUGGAGUUGAACCUGCAGUCUGCCUUAAAUUUAAAGAGAGAUACUGAUUAAUACAUUUUAUAAAUAUCUGUAAAGCUGUGGUCAGUGGAGUGAUUAGUUAGAACUACACACCCAUGCAUGUAAUAGCACAAAGUUAACAACAACUAUAGAAGAGAUCAAUAUUAUUUGCCUGAUAUGCUGCCCAACAAACGUUGAUAGUUUAAAGUUUCAAUUUUUCAAUUAACACAAGGCUAAAUUUGGUGUGAUGAUUCACACUCACUUGUUCUCAUUAGGGCUAUAGGGAAAUGUUGCUCCUGGCUAGAUUAGCUCUACUCUGCUACAAUUUUAUUUUAGUGGGAUAAUUCCACUUUAUUACAAUAAGGAUGGUCUUUUAGGAGUUUGGAUUAUCUCUGCCAGUUAUGGUAACCUUGUACUCACCAAAGUAAUUGAUGAGAUCUGGGAAUACAGUGAUACAAUGACAUCGGACAGACCCAGAUUAUCUAAUCCACUUUGCUGGUAAAGACAAUAGUGACCGCAACCAAAAAAUGUUUUGCACAAAGACUUUAGCCAACCUACUUUUUAGCGAUGUCUUAAUAUUCCCAGAUCAUUGAUAUUUACUUGGUAAGUACAAAGUUAUUAGAAAGGAAUGAGGGCCAAAACUAUGAAAUAGUAAGGUGCUCCAACUAUUUCUUAAAGAACAACAUUACCUCUGUGCAGCGUCUCCGCUGGUGGCUGGUGAUAACAAGAAUCCAGAAAGUCAGUGUACCCUGAUGUUGUUCUCCAAGAAAUUGUUUCAGAAUUGUACUCCCCGUAGAACCAUUUAUUAUUAUUAAAUUGAUUUUUAGAGAGUCAAGCUAGCUCUUCCACAAUGCUAAGCUAGGCUUAUUGCCUCCUGGCUCUAGUUCCAAACUUGACACACAGACAUGAAAGAGGUAUCAAUCUUCUCAUCUGGAAGUGAAUAAGUGGAUUUCCAUAUAUGGCAAAUGAUUCCUUUAAUUCAUGCAGUGUGAAAGAGGCUAAAUGAACCAUAUGCUAACACUUGGCUUUGGGCUGAGAAUGUGCAGUGCUUUGUGGCACUUUAUGUUAUAACCACUUUUUGUUUUGUUGACAUAUUCAUGUUGUUGCCGUCUAUUCAGCUUUCAUCUAUAAUACCAUAUUUUAAAGGUCAUGUGAGGUUUACGGACUAUACAGGCCAGUUUAUCUUUUGGUUUACGUAUUCAUUGAUAGGUUUAGAAUGUAUUAACUUUUGCCCAUUAAUAAUACCCACACAUUAUAGAGAUUUAGAGACUGACAUAGCCUAGUCUUGCACUUUGCAUGAUUAGAAUUUUGUGUGCAUCAGUCUUUAAGUUAUUUUAUUUCCGUAGAGGGGCUACUCAGAUGGAUCAAACACAGUUGUCAUGUGAAUAGAUUUGCAUAUUUACUCAAUUAAAGUAACUUAUUAAUAUAACAGCAUAUAGCCUAAUUCUGGAAAUGUAUAUAUUUUUCUGAAAUAUGACAAAAUAACUCCAUCUGGAGGCAAUUCAAAAAAUCAUGUUUUCUUUGACAAGGAUGCAAAUACAUUUCCACACAUAAAGAGCUGAUGUGUCUUUAAUUUAAUGACGAGUUGUAUAAUGAAACAUACAAGAAAGGUUAUCCUUGAACCCUGAGUAAGGAAUUCACAUUCUUCAUUUUAUUGUUCAACGCAUGUUGGUACAAGAAUGUUCCCGCUCAGUGUGAUUAGUUGCCCAUAUUGACUGUUCCAACAAAUAUCCUAAGCUAUUAUUUUCAUAAAUUCUCUCCCUGUAAA
This is a messenger RNA of Sander lucioperca (pikeperch), 4549 nucleotides long. RefSeq names its product wingless-type MMTV integration site family, member 7Bb (gene wnt7bb). The coding region runs from base 549 to 1598 and encodes 349 amino acids. Gene Ontology annotation, molecular function: frizzled binding; cytokine activity. The record is from RefSeq and is a predicted model, not a curated record. Gene Ontology annotation, cellular component: extracellular region. The transcript is spliced from 4 exons. Gene Ontology annotation, biological process: cell fate commitment; multicellular organism development; positive regulation of JNK cascade. Lineage: Eukaryota; Metazoa; Chordata; Actinopteri; Perciformes; Percidae.